Molecule: messenger RNA, 1982 nt
Organism: Cucurbitaria berberidis CBS 394.84
Lineage: Eukaryota; Fungi; Ascomycota; Dothideomycetes; Pleosporales; Cucurbitariaceae
Product: APG6-domain-containing protein
Exons: 2
Coding region: 87-1673 (528 amino acids)
Biological process (GO): late endosome to vacuole transport; autophagosome assembly; cellular response to nitrogen starvation
Cellular component (GO): phagophore assembly site; phosphatidylinositol 3-kinase complex, class III, type II; phosphatidylinositol 3-kinase complex, class III, type I
Source: RefSeq, a predicted model, not a curated record
CAGUACUCACUUGUCAUUCCCUUUGGAAGCACGCUGAAAGUGAUUCGACCUCUUCAGAAGCAUGAGGAGACACUAACAGUAAAAAUAUGGCUAACGACAGAAAGCCACCUGGCCUGUACUGCCAGAAGUGCCGCACACCUAUAGAUGCCGAUGCCUCCAUCGACCAGCUCAACCCAGCAGCCUUCAAGCUUCUGACAGACUCUACCGUACCUGGCCAGCAACAAGCCUCGAAGAGCUCCCCCAACCGCCAGUCCCGCCCGACCUACCCCUCCUCACGCCAGGAAACCUACGAGCAGGCACUACAACAUGCGCGGAAUCCUACCUUCAAGCGCAGUGUGCCGUCUUCGCGAUUUCAGCAUAGCGCCCAAAAUCCUGCUAUGUCUUUUGUCAACGUACACAUGUCCGAGUCGAUGCUGGACCCGCCUUCUCCAUCACAAUCGCCAGUUCGUAGUCCAGACCGACAGGCACAAGCAGAAGACACACUACCAAGUGCAAAUGAAACCACAAGGCGAGCAAGCAUCACAGGCAGCUCAGGAACAGCGGGCGGGGCAAGCAUGGCAGACGGCUUAGAAACAACAAACCGCAUGUUCGAGAUCCUCUCCGCGCGCUCAGACAUCGACCACCCAAUAUGCGUCGAAUGUACCGAGCUUCUCAUAGACGGCUUGCAAAAGCGCCUUGGUGUGGCGACACGAGAGCGCGACGCAUACGUAGACUAUCUGCGCCGCGCCAACACCGACGUCCCCAGCACCGAGGAAGUAAAGGCCGCCGAUGCAGCACUCAAAGCAGCAAAGAAAGCCGAAGCAACCGCUAUCUCGAACCUCGAGAAACUUGAAGCGGAGAAAGCGGAGCUCGACGCACAGCUUACUACUUUAGAAGCUGAAGCUCGGCAGUUGGUCCAGGAAGAGAAUGACUUCUGGGAAACUAGAAAUGCUUUCAAUUCUACUCUGACCUCAUUCCAAAACGAACGAGACGCCCUCACAACGCGCCACGCGCAUGAUGCACACGUUCUUAACCAACUCCAGCGAAGAAGCGUAUACAAUGAUACCUUUAACAUAACACACGACAACCACUUUGCCACCAUCAAUGGUCUGCGUCUCGGCCGCUUACCAUCCCCCUACGUUGACUGGCCCGAGAUCAACGCUGCUUGGGGUCAAACAUGCCUCUUGCUCGCCACGCUUGCGGAAAGGUUGGGAUAUAAGUUCCAGGGAUUUGAGCUCUGUCCCAUGGGCUCUACCUCGACAAUCACGAGGUUGGAGGUGAAGGGUGGGAGUUCGGUGGGUGAGUCGCGGCAGAGUUCGAUAACGGCCCCGAGUGUGUCGAGGCAGAGAUUGGAGUUGUAUUCUUCCGGCGACUUUCCCAUCAAUUUCGGAUUCCUGCAUAGGAAGUUCGAUACAGCGAUGGUAGCGUUCCUCGAAUGUCUACGGCAGCUUGGCGAGUUUGUGGAGAACCAAGGCACGCAAGGUAUUGGCGCUGGCUUUGGUGGGCCUGGCGGACCUGGCGUCAAAAUGCCAUAUGAGAUCCGCAAGGACAGGAUCCACGAUCAGAGUAUCAAGCUAGCAUUGAACAAAGAGGAGAGCUGGACCAAGGCGUGCAAGUAUACCCUGACGUGCUGCAAGUAUUUGCUCGCGCAUGCAAAUAAUGUAGAGAGUAGUAUGGGCGCAAGGAGGAGGUAGGAUGACCCCGAUAGUAGUAGGAGGAUUGCGAGUUUAUGAUAGAUAAGAUACCCAUUGAUAGUUUGCUCAGUUGUUAGUUGCAAUAACUGGCGCCUUGAAUCGUCUCGCCAUGCGUUGAUCCUAUACUGCAAACUUUUUAUCGAGUUGAAGAUUAGUAACAUUGGAAUAAUAUGUAUGCCUGGCUCACCAUGAUACCCCCGUUGUAGGGAGAUACUGAAGGAACGUGGGUAGCUGAACCUGCUUUUAACCUCAUGCUUCAACUCGAUAAGACUCGAAAUUCUAAUUCUAACAACAAUGAGCCCUCGACUC